AUGACCGUCUUCGUUUGCUCUCUGUUCCUCCCCAAGACGGUGCAGUUUCAACUGCCCGGCACCCCUCCUCGCCGCUCGACCUUUACCCGCCGCCGCUCCUCCGCUGUCGAUGCCCCCAAGCCACUUGUCCAGGCGCCGCCCGCCCAGCCCAGCCUCUUCGCGCCGCCUCGGCAGGAUAUAACGCCGCCCCAGACGCCCACUGACGAGUCUCGGUCGCCUAACCUUUUCGCCAACGAGGAUGGCCUCCGCAUCCAGUACCCCCACGAGAUGGAGUCCCCCAUCAACCAGCUCUCCCAGUCCUGGGGCCACCGCUCCGACCAGCCCAAGUCCCGCGCCAACUCCCCGCCCGCACCGCACGCCUUUGAGACCGGCCGCACCCUGCAAAAGGCCCGCGAGCUCGGUCGCCGCGGCGUCGUCCAGCCCAAGCCCAACAUCCGCAGCGACAGCCACGACCGCGUCUUCGCCUCGGCCCCAUGGAAGAUCGUCAACGCCGACCAGGGCAACGGCGGCCUCCGCAAUGCCGUCGACGCCGCCGCCCGCGACGGCCGCCUCGGCGAGCACAUGUGGAUUGGCACCCUCGGCAUGCCCACUGACGCCCUCGACGACACUGAACAGAAGCAGAAUAUCGAGGACACCCUCGCCACCGAGCACGACAUGCUUACCGUCUUCUGCUCCGACAAGGACUUUGACGGCCAUUACAGCCACUUUUGCAAGCAGAUUCUCUGGCCCGUCUUCCACUACCAGAUCCCCGACAACCCCAAGAGUAAAGCCUACGAGGACCACUCCUGGCAGUUUUACGUCAACGUCAACCAGGCUUUCGCCGACAAGAUUGUCGCCAACUGGAAGCGCGGCGAUGUCGUCUGGGUCCACGACUACCACCUGCUCCUCGUCCCCAACAUGGUCCGCCAGAAGCUGCCCGAGGCAAAGAUUGGCUUCUUCCUCCACGUCCCCUUCCCCUCCUCCGAGGUCUUCCGAUGCCUUGCAGUCCGCAAGCAGCUGCUCGAGGGUAUGCUCGGCGCCAACCUCGUUGGCUUCCAGAUUCGCGAGUAUACCCGUCACUUCCUCCAGACUUGCAGCAGGAUCCUGAGCGUCGAGGCCACGCCUGAGGGCUUGCAGCUCGAAGACCGCUUCGUCGACGUCGUGAAUCUCGCCAUUGGCAUCGAUCCUGUCAGCCUGGCCCUUCACCGCGAGAAACCCGAGGUGAUGCGCUGGCUUGACAUCCUGCAGGAGCGGUACAAGGGCAAGAAGCUCAUUGUCGCCAGGGACAAGUUGGACCAUGUCCGCGGCGUUCGACAGAAGCUGCUCUCGUACGAGCUAUUCCUUAAUAAGUACCCCGAGUGGCGAGAGCACACUGUUCUGAUCCAGGUCGCCCUCUCUUCCAGCGAGAAGAGCGAUUUGGAUGCCACUGUCUCGGACAUUGUGACGCGCGUCAACUCUUCCUGGGCCAACCUAGCGUACCAGCCGGUCGUCUAUCUCAAGCAAGACAUUGACUACGCCCAGUACCUCGCUCUCCUUACGGUUGCCGACGCUCUCAUGAUUACCAGCCAGCGCGAAGGCAUGAACCUGACGUCGCACGAAUACCUGUUCUGCCAGGAUGGCAAGAUCUACCCGGAAAAGAAGUAUGGAUCUCUGAUCCUGUCCGAAUUCACCGGCACCUCGUCGCUCUUCAACGGUAACGAGCUUCGCGUCAACCCCUGGGACUACCGCCAAUGCGCCGACGCUAUUAAGCAAGGCCUUGAGAUGGAUGAAGACGAGAAGAAGACGAGGUGGGAAAACUUGUAUGAGGCUGUGUCUCUGCACACCGGCGCUCACUGGUUCAGCGAGUUUUUGUCUCGUCUGGACCGCGCAUACGAGACCCAGCACAAGCGAGACCAGACUUCGGUCCCCCGUCUGUCGUUCCCUGUCGUCACGGACAAGUAUAACUUGUCAAAGCGUCGUUUGUUUAUCUUGGAUUACGAAGGCACCCUCGUGAACUGGGGCCCGGUCAAUCAAAUCAUCCCCGUUAGCCCGCAGAGAACACUGGAUGUUCUUAACGAGCUGUUACUGGACGAGCGCAACAGGGUAUACGUCAUGUCGGGACGCUUACCUGAGGAACUGGAUCGGGUGUUCCAACGCGUGCCGAACCUGGGCCUGAUUGCUGAAAACGGAUGCUUCCUGCGCGAGCACGGGUCGACGGAGUGGGAGGAAAUGGCUGACACGUCUCAGAUUAAGAAUUGGAAACGUUCAGUCAAGAACAUUCUCACGUACUACCUUGAGCGGACGCCCGGCGCGGAGCUCGAGGAGCGCCGGUGCAGCCUCAUUUUCCACUUUGGCAACGCCGAGGACUUUGAGUCAGCCUCGCGCCUGGCGGCCGACUGCACAAGCCACGUCAACGAUGCAUGCGAGUCGCAACGGGUGCACGCGGUCCUGCUGGACAGCUGCAUCAUCGUGGAGCCGGCGGACUGGACCAAGAGCACGGCGGCGCAGCAGGUGUUUGACCGCCUCAAGAGCUACCUGGCGCCGGAUGGAGGGGACAAGGAUUCUGUGGACUUUAUGAUGGUGAUUGGCGACGGUCGCGAAGAUGAAAAGGUGUUUAAGUGGGCGAACCUGCUGGGCGACGUCGGCGCAGUGCGUGAGGUGGUGACUGUGAGCCUCGGCAGCCGCAGCACCGAGGCCAGCGCCACGUUAACGCAGGGUGUCAGUGGCGUUCUUACGUUCCUUCAGCGUCUGGCUGGCACCGGGCUUGGACAAACAGCAGCAUGA
Messenger RNA from Cordyceps fumosorosea ARSEF 2679, 2742 nucleotides. RefSeq names its product alpha,alpha-trehalose phosphate synthase subunit TPS3. Gene Ontology annotation, biological process: trehalose biosynthetic process. The record is from RefSeq and is a predicted model, not a curated record. The transcript has 3 exons. Gene Ontology annotation, cellular component: alpha,alpha-trehalose-phosphate synthase complex (UDP-forming); cytosol. Bases 1 to 2742 code for a protein of 913 amino acids. Gene Ontology annotation, molecular function: catalytic activity. Lineage: Eukaryota; Fungi; Ascomycota; Sordariomycetes; Hypocreales; Cordycipitaceae.